Messenger RNA from Lemur catta (Ring-tailed lemur), 3704 nucleotides. Its product is annotated as zinc finger protein 133-like. Lineage: Eukaryota; Metazoa; Chordata; Mammalia; Primates; Lemuridae. The record is from RefSeq and is a predicted model, not a curated record. Gene Ontology annotation, biological process: regulation of DNA-templated transcription. Bases 799 to 2604 code for a protein of 601 amino acids. The transcript is spliced from 2 exons.
UAUGUAGCCGGGUGGCCAGAGCGCAGUCCGGUGGCCCGAGCGUGAGAAGCAAUCGCUGGGUCCCCCUCCUUCUCCCCGCGCCGCCUCUGCCGAGAGUGACAAAUCGCCCUCUGGGCUCAGACGCUGCGGCAGCGAUGAACAAUCCGGACUGGGCCCUCCUAGGCCGCCGGUGACAUCACUCAGCUGAUUCCCUGCUCCCGGCUCUCAGCUCCUGUCUCGGCGAGGCGUCGAUCCCUUCGUCUGCCUCCGUCUCUUCGCCGCUGGCCAGGGACAAAGCCCGACACGAAGAAACGAUAGGACCGGGGGGAGGCUGCACAGCAAGGCAGCCAGGGAGGGAGGACCCCGGCCCGCGACAGGAUGCAAGUCAGCCCAGCACACUGCCUGCUGACUCUCUUGCCUGCGCUGGUCGCCAGCACCAGGAAUUCUUUGGCUGCCAGUUAGAAUAUAAAAGAAUAGAAAAGACCUUUGUUCCAGUGGUAACCACAAGAACAGACAAAAUAAAAUAAAAAUCAUACCCUUCUAUGAAGGUAGAGAAGAGUUGUGGAUUCAAGGAAGUGAAAUGAAAUGACUCCCAGAGAGAAACAAGCCCAGCAGAGAGAAGAGGACGGACAGCAAGAGACACUGCUACCUGGGGCCAUUGCCAGGUUGGGAUUCAGACUGUCAUGCCAGGACUAGGGGCAGUGAGGGCUCAACCCCAGGAGUUACUCCUGUGCUACUGAACAGAAGCCAAGGCUGGGUGAGGAUAAGACCUCACUUUUCUUCAAGAAUACCACUGGGGGUUGGGGGGCAAGCAGAAAAAUGGCCUUAAGGCUCCUGAGAGGCAGGAGAGAGGAGGCAUCCUUAUUAUUUCAUGAUGUGGCAGUGGAUUUCACCCAGGAAGAGUGGAAGCUAUUGAACCCUGCUCAGAGGACCCUGUAUAGGGAUGUGAUGCUGGAAAACUACAGCAACCUGGUCUCCUUGGGCAUUCCAUUUUCCAAACCAACACUGGUCAUUCUGCUGGAGCAGGGGGAGGAGCCCUGGACCGAGGAAAGAAAACGUCUGCCCAGCUCCUGUUCAAUAGAUCCAAAACCUGAAAUUCAACCCUACUUCUCCUCCCCUCUGGUCUGCUGCCGUCAGCAAUUAUGCCAACAUGUGCUACAUGCUCAUCACCUUCAGAUCUUCCAAGGCUUGUCUGCAGAAACUCUCCAAAUGGCAGAUCUCUGCCCAGUAGAUCAGAAACAGCAGCAGCCACCACUCUCUUAUCAAAGCUUCUGGAGGGACAGAGUGGAAGGUCAAGAUAGAGGAGAGGGCUCCAAAUCCUUUUUUGGGAGAGGAAGAGAAAGAGUUACUUUAAUGAGCUUUUCCAUCCCACCUGCAGGACAGCUAAGAAGCUCUGUGGAAGGCAAUACAGGGGUAGAAAUAAAACUGAGCUCAGCUGAGAAGGAAAACCCUGUAGAAACAAAGAAAGUAUUAAAGUGGGUAGAAAUGCAAGGAUUUGAAGUAAUCAACUGUGGAAAUUGUGGGUUAGGCUUUAACCAGAAAUCAGUCUCCUUCACUCAUCAGAGGAUUCACUCAGGAGGAAAGCCUCAUAUUUGCAGUGAGUGUGGCCGAAGCUUUAGCUACAAAUCAGCUCUCGUCACACACAAGAGAUCACAUACAGGGGAAAAGCCUUAUCUCUGCCCAGAGUGUGGGCAGGCUUUCAGCCAGAAGUCAAACCUAGUCACACACAAGAAGGCCCACUCUGGGGAGAAGCCCUUUGUCUGUGAGCAGUGUGGGCGAAGGUUUCGCCAGAAGUCAACCCUCAUCAGACACCUCAGGACUCACUCAGGGGAGAAGCCCUUUGUGUGCAGGGAGUGUGGGCGAGGCUUCAAGGAUAAGUCAAACCUUUUCACACACCAGAGGACUCACACAUGGGAGAAGCCUUAUGUGUGUGGGGACUGUGGGAAGCUCUUUAGAGAUAAAUCAAUUCUCAGCAAACACCAGAGACUUCAUUCAGGGGAGAAUCCUCAUUUGUGCGGUGAGUGUGGCCGGAGCUUUAAUCAGAAAUCAUACCUCGUUAAACACAAACGGACACACUCGGGAGAGAAGCCUUUUGUGUGCCAGGAGUGUGGGCGAGGUUUCCGUGAUAAAUCAAACCUUACCACACACCAGAGGACCCACUCAGGAGAGAACCCAUAUAUGUGUGCUGAGUGUGGGCGAAGGUUUAGUGUUAAGUCAGCUCUCAUUACACACCAGAGAACACACUCAGGAGAGAAGCCUUACGUGUGCACGGAAUGUGGGCGAAGCUUUAGCCAUAAGUCAACUCUCGUUGCACAUCAGAGGACCCACUCAGGCGAGAAGCCUUUUGUGUGCAAGGAGUGUGGGCGAGGCUUUAGACAGAAGUCACACCUCAUCAGUCAUCAGAGAACACACUCAGGGGAGAAGGCUUAUGUUUGCACAUUGUGUGGGCAAGGCUUUAGCCAGAAAGCAAAUCUAGUCAGGCAUAAGAUGGCUCACUCAAAGGAGAGGCCCUUUGUGUGCAGGGAGUGUGGACGUGGCUUUAUCCAGAAGUCAGCACUCAUAAAACAUCAGGGGAGAAGCCUUAUGUGUGCAGAGAGUGUGAGCGGGGAUUUAGUGAUAAGGUAACCCUCAUCACAUAUCAGAGAGCACACUGAGGGGAGAAGAUUUGUUUGCAGUAAGUAUGGAGAAGGUUUUAUGCUGAAGUCACACUUUAUUAGACGCCAGAGGAAACACUUGUUGUAGAGAAGCUUUGUGUACAGAGAGUAAAGGCAAGGCUUUAGCAAAGUCACACAUCAUCACUCAAGAAAAGACAACUGUAGGAGGAAUCUCAUGUGUGCAGAAUGGACUUCAGAGAUAUGUUAACCCUGGCCAGAGAACAAAAAGAUACCUACACAUAUUGGGCAAUGUUUCUCAAUAAGAAGCAAUUUAUCACCACCACCCCCAUGUGAAAUUUGGUGAUGUCUAGAGACAUUAUUUUGUUGUCACAACCGGGUGACUUUUGCUGGAAUCUAGUGGGUAGAGGCCAACCAUGAUGCUGCAUAUCCUAUGAUGCCCAGAAUAGCUCCCCACAAUGAAGAAUUACCCGACCCUGCAAGAUUUGGACCCUUUAAGGGCAGCUUUGGCUCCAGGACUCCUUUGCUAGUUAAACAUUUCUUAGACUGUGCUGAAGCUGAGAGCUCGCUACCCAACCAUCUUUCCUUUCCCUCCUCCUUCAUGUCUAGGUCUGAUGACCUUUGCUGCCUUCUCUGACUCCCUCUCUACAUUUUUCUCAAAUAUAAUCUCUUUCACAUCUGAUCCUGUUUUCUUUCUCGGAAGACUCAAACUAUUAUACACAAUUACAAAAGGAAAAGAAGAACUUUACAAGGAAGCGCAUGAUGUUAACAAAGUUAACUGUCGAUAUUGGAACAGACCCACACCAUAGGCUUCCUCAUAGGAUUCCUUUAGAAGGACACCAUGAUAUUAAAAAAUAUAUAUAUUCCUGUCAGAAAAUGUGUAACCUAAAUCUUGUCAUGAGAAAUCAUUAGACAAACAUAAAUUAAGAAAUAUUCUACAAAAUAACUGCCCUGUACCCUUAAAAAAUGUAAAGGAUAAGAAAGACAAAGAAAGGCUAAUUAACUGUUUUAUUAAUAGAUUAAAGGAGACUAUGGAAGCAUGACCACCUAAUACAAUGCUUGAUAUAGGAUUGGAUCCUGGACAGAAAAAAUAUAGUUACAAAUGACUACGGA